Lolium rigidum is the source of this 723-nucleotide messenger RNA. RefSeq names its product putative F-box/LRR-repeat protein 23. The record is from RefSeq and is a predicted model, not a curated record. Gene Ontology annotation, molecular function: protein binding. Lineage: Eukaryota; Viridiplantae; Streptophyta; Magnoliopsida; Poales; Poaceae. Bases 1 to 723 code for a protein of 240 amino acids. The transcript has a single exon.
AUGGACGCUGCAACACCGCCGGUGCAGGAGGAGCCGCCGGCGAGGGACUGGUCGCUUCUGCCCCUCGACGUGCUCUGUUCGGUCUUUGUCAUGCUCGGCGCCGUCGACGUCCUCACGGUCAUGGGCGCUGGCUUCGUCUGCCGUUCGUGGCUCGAGGCGGCGAAGCUUCCUGACGUGUGGCGUGUCGUGGACAUGGAGAACCACGAUGCCCUGCUCGGCAAGGAUGAAUCCGUCCUGUGCAUGAUGGCGAAGGCGGCCGUCGACCGCUCCGAUGGACAGCUUCGAGUGUUCGCCGGGAUGCGGUUUGUCAGCCAUGAGCUCGUAAAGUACAUCGUGGAAAGGUCCCCGUCCCUUACUACCCUUCGCCUUGUAUCCUGCUCCGAUGUGUUCAGCAAACCGCUUACCAGGGCGAUGAGAGAGUCGCCUCUGAUGGAGCUCCGUUCCCUUGAACUUGACAACGCUUACAUCACCGUGGAAGAGCUGACUGACUUCCUUGAUAACUGCCCUGUACUGGAGGUUCUUCGCGUGUGGAACUGCUUCGUGGCCAACGACGAGGAGGAACAUGCCCUGCGAUCGAAAUUCGCCCGGAUCAAGACCAUGACGCUCGAGUGUGACGAGGAAUUCCGCUUCCGCUACGGUUCCGAUUUCGAGUGGGAUGAUUAUGACUUCGAGCACCACGUUCCUGAUUUUGAAGAUGAGAGGACUGAUCCUGGUUCACUGUGA